This is a messenger RNA of Triticum turgidum subsp. durum (durum wheat), 612 nucleotides long. NCBI's taxonomy places the organism in Eukaryota, Viridiplantae, Streptophyta, Magnoliopsida, Poales, Poaceae. The record is from the annotation of a GenBank genome assembly.
AUGGCAACAAUGCCGCCUACCUCCAUCGUCUUCUCUGCGAUAGUCUUCAUGCUCCUUUCCACUGCCACCGCUACUCAAGCCAAUGGCUGUGUCAGUGGCAAACCCAAGGCGACACACCUCAUAGUGGAAGCAUGCAAGAACGCCUCCGACUACUGGCACAACAUCACAGAGGCAUUCUGUUUGUCAACCCUCCAGUCCGACAAUCGGAGUGCCAAGGCUAAGAACCUCCUUGACUUGGUGCUUGUCUCCAUUGAUAUCUUUAAGGGACAUGUCACUAAGGUUGGCGUUGAUGUCAAUAAAAUGCUGCAAAAUGCCAAGAAAGGCACAAUUAUGAUGCAUGCUCUCCGUUUUUGUGUGGUGGACUAUGAGACCGUGUUGAGCACCCUUAACAUCUGUGAAGCCAUCAUUAGGGAAUACCAAGCUGAAAAGGGUGGGAUGAAGUCCUCGAAUAUGCCCCAAUGUGUGGAUCUGGCAGAGCAUACUCUUAAUGAGUGCUUGUCUGAGCUUGCUGAUAUGCCAUGGGCGAAGGCGCUGAUCAAAGAAAAUGAGGAGCUGCGCAUGCUGGUCUACCUCAACACUAACUUGCUUGCACCAUAUAAUGUUCGUGAUUAA